Messenger RNA from Drosophila biarmipes, 1227 nucleotides. Its product is annotated as U6 small nuclear RNA (adenine-(43)-N(6))-methyltransferase. The transcript is spliced from 4 exons. Bases 96 to 1019 code for a protein of 307 amino acids. NCBI's taxonomy places the organism in Eukaryota, Metazoa, Arthropoda, Insecta, Diptera, Drosophilidae. Gene Ontology annotation, molecular function: 23S rRNA (adenine(1618)-N(6))-methyltransferase activity; nucleic acid binding. Gene Ontology annotation, biological process: rRNA base methylation. Gene Ontology annotation, cellular component: nucleus. The record is from RefSeq and is a predicted model, not a curated record.
CGUAUAGGGGGCUGCCAGACUGCUGCACUAAACAGCUGUUCGAAUUUCGGCGGCAUUUCAUUUCAUAAACCAUUGUAAAUAUUUUUAGCAGAAACAUGGUUAAAACUAAAGGAAAUGCCAAGAAAUUUGGCAUGCAUCCGCGCAAUGUUUUGCGCCAGCCGCCUGACUAUACAAAAUUGGCCAUUAAAUACAGGGACUUUCGACAAGAGUGCGAGUUGGAACUCAAUGGCAAAGUCUCUGUGAAUUUUCGCAACGAGAAGACUCUGCGUGAACUGACCAAAACGCUGCUAAAAGAAUAUUUUGAUUUAAAUGUGGAUUUUGCACCUGGAAGUCUGGUGCCCACUUUGGCCCUGCGUUUAAAUUACAUUUUGUGGAUAGAGGAUCUGAUGGAACCGCUGAGGUUAAAGGAUAUAAGGGGGAUAGAUAUAGGUUGCGGUUCCUCCUGCAUUUAUUCCCUGCUGGGGGCCAAGAAGAAUGGCUGGCACAUGUUGGCCCUGGAAUCGAAACCCCAGAACAUCGAAUACGCCAGGGAAAAUGUGAGGAAAAACCAGCUGGAGAGCCUCAUAGAAGUCUAUGCCCAGCCAGAUAAGAUAAGCAUCUUCAAGAGCUAUUUUGAGAAGGACCAGCAGGAGCUGCAGUACCACUUUUGCCUGUGCAAUCCGCCGUUCUUCGACUCCAACUUGUCAAAUCCCUUUGGCAGCAAUACCAGGAAUCCCGAGAGGCGACCAGCACCCAAUAAUGCCAGAACUGGCAGCCAGGAGGAACUCACCUGCGCGGGUGGCGAGGUGCAGUUCGUGCAACGCAUCAUAGACGAAAGUCUGGAGAACAAGCUGCGCGUACGAAUCUUCACGACAAUGUUGGGCGUCAAGGCCAAUGUGCCCAGGAUACUGGACUACCUGAAGGUGCUGCAGGUGGCAAGUGUCAGCACCACGGAGUUCCACCAGGGACACACCACUCGCUGGGCGGUGGCCUGGAGCUUUCAUUCGGAGACGCUAAGCCAGGAGACCUCGUGUAAUUAAGUUACACCUUAGUCUUUAUGUACUUUCUAGUUAUAGCUGGAUGUAGCACGGAGCUUGAAUAGGUUUUUAUUUUCAGUAGAACUCGUGUUUUCAUUAGAAAGCUUGUUAGCAUUAACCUACUGGUUUAAAAGUUCACGAAGUAAUGUAAAUUUAAUAUCUAACGCAAAACUAAUUCCAAUAUAAGGAGUAAAUAUGUAUUUUUAUUUGA